AUGGGUGAAAUUGCGGAAUCAUCCGACGUUUUCCCACCUAUAACUGAUCUCAAAUCUUUUCUAGAAAAAUCAAAAGGUGAAUUCGAGCAAAGAUAUCACAUAAAGGCAUCUGCCGACAUUACCUUGGCAAGUUUCGACAAAAUAAGAGCUCUUGGGGCUGGAUCUUUUGGAACUGUAGUGUUGGUGAAAUACAAGAAAACUGGCCAUUUUUAUGCAAUUAAGGUAAUGGAAAAAGCAAAAGUUAUGAAACUAAAGCAAGUGGACCAUACACUCAAUGAAAAAAGAAUCUUGCAGGCAAUAAGAUUUCCCUUUGUUGUAUGGAUGGAUUUCUGUUUUAAAGAUAACGCAAACAUAUAUUUUGCUAUGCCGUUUAUCUGCGGUGGAGAAAUGUUCAAUCAUCUUCGCAAAAUGGGGAAAUUUGAUGAAAAUCUCUCGAAAUUUUAUGGUGCUCAAGUAGUUUUAGCUCUCGAGUAUUUACAUUACCUAGAUGUAUUAUACCGUGAUUUGAAACCAGAAAAUAUUAUGAUUGACAAAACUGGAUACUUGAAAGUGACAGACAUGGGAUUUUGCAAGAUAGUCAAAGGCCGAACAUGGACUUUGUGUGGCACACCAGAAUAUAUCGCCCCGGAAAUUUUACUUAGUAAAGGAUAUGGUCCCGCAGUUGACUGGUGGUCUUUUGGAGUGUUGAUAUAUGAAAUGUCUGCUGGGCAUCCACCAUUUUACUCCCGUGAUCCGAUGAAGAUAUAUGAAAAAAUCGUAGCUUGCAAGUAUCAUUUUGCAACUCACUUUAGUUAUGAACUGAAAGAUCUGAUUUACAAUAUUUUGCAAGUGGAUCUGACCCGAAGGUACGGAAAUUUAAAAAAUGGAGUCGAAGACAUUAGAAGACAUAAAUGGUUUAAGUACAUAGAUUGGCUAGCAAUUGUGAACCGGAAAGUUAAACCGCCCUUUGUUCCAAAAGUUAAAAGUGCAGGAGAUACAAGUAAUUUUGACCCAUUCGAUGAAAAACCACUGCCAGUUUCCAACAAGAACUUGUAUGAACAAGAAUUCAAAGACUUCUGA
Molecule: messenger RNA, 1059 nt
Organism: Gryllus bimaculatus (two-spotted cricket)
Lineage: Eukaryota; Metazoa; Arthropoda; Insecta; Orthoptera; Gryllidae
Source: the annotation of a GenBank genome assembly